Prorocentrum cordatum is the source of this 4692-nucleotide messenger RNA. NCBI's taxonomy places the organism in Eukaryota, Dinophyceae, Prorocentrales, Prorocentraceae. The record is from the annotation of a GenBank genome assembly.
AUGGCGGCCGAUGAGGAGCGGCGCAGGGCGGGUCGCGCUGGUGGCGGCCAUCGUGGCCCUGGUGCUGCUGACGGCCGGAGGCGCCGCGACAAGGGCAAGGAGCAGCCUCCAGCCGAGGACCUGCGCUCGGCCUCCCGCAGCACGAACGAGCGUGCCCCUGCGCGCCGUCGGGCUCGGCGGGGCCACCCGCGCUCCGACGGCGAGGCGGAUGCCUCGGGCUCGCAGGCCAGUGAUCGAGAGCGCCCUGGACUUGGAGGACUCGAUCGCGCCGCCCUGGACGAGCUCGUGGCUGCCCUCGAGGCGGCGGCCACCUUCCCCUCGCAGGAGCGCCAGGCCAUGCAAGUGGAACAAGCGCCCGCUGACACCCAGCAAGAUGGACCUCAACAUGCUCCUCAUGACCCGUGGCAACGACCUGGCGGGGACCCUUGGCAUGAUCGCGCCGCCCCCGCUGCUGGACACACUGAACCACCUGCGGCUGGCACUCCUGUCGGUGGGAUGGCCACUCCUGUGGACGCUGGCGGCAUGGACAUGCAGGCCAUGCUGCAGAGCUGCAUUCGCCAGGCCACCGACGCCAUCGCCGCGACCUCCAUGGCCCAGGUCACCUCCUGCCAGACGCAGCUGGUGCGCAUGUUCCAGACCCAGCAGGAGGCAGUCAACAGGUCCCUCGCCGUGCAGACGCGCGACAUCGCCUCCAUCGGCCAGCGCGCCGACGCGCUGGAGGCGGAGCAGGCCGCCAUGCGCAAGCAGAUCGGGGACAUCAACAAGGCCCUGGCCCUCGCCGAGAAGGAGUUGCCCAUCAUGGACUUUCAGGAGCUGGAGGCGUGGUCUCGUCAACCCAACCCGCGGAUCUUCUCGAUUGGGGCGCCGCAGCUGGUCGGACCCGCCCAAGCUCUUCAAGGUUUGGAGGAGUGGAUUCGCGCGGCUGGCCUCACUCACGACAUGGUCCGCAUCGACCCUGCGGUCCCCUCCAAGCGCUUCAACGUCUUGGUACAGGGCGGCGACGGUGUCGCUCUCCCUCGGGCCCAAGCACUCGCAAGGCAUCUACGUGACCCAGCUGGCAGGAAUGGGUGGCGCUCCUUCAACGCGCAGAGCGUCGGCGGAGGCGUCGUCCCGCUGUACAUCUCGCCUGGCAAGUCACCGCAGCAAGUACGGAUGGAGAUCCAAUCGAGGAAGCUCUCGGUUUUGCUGGCAGAAGCUCUUCCUGAUCAGUCUUUCAGUGCUCAGCGGGCCCGUGGCAUCGUCACCUCUCAGGGCGUCAAGGUUGCCAAGCUCGAGAUGGGAGAAUCCCGCUUCACCGACACUAUCAUCAGGUGGAACCCAGACAUGGUCGCCAGGCUGCACAUCGACAGGGAGUCCAUCAACACGCAGUUCAAGAAGGCCUUCUCCACGGAGGACAACACCGAGCUGCGCAGACGCAAGUUGGCACUGCUCGUCACAUACAUGAAGGUCAACGCCAUCAUCGCCGUGCAGGAGGUCCACGGCUCCGAGGACGCCCUCAGGAUUUUUCUCCAGUCGCAGCCGCAGAAGUACUUGAGCUUCCUUUCGCCCGGCCCUUCCGCCGCCGUGGGCGUUCACGAAACUCCACACCUGCUCUGCCGACCUAUCGCUUCGACAUUGGCGGCCGGCCGCGCGGCGCUCCUCACGAUCACCGACUGCACGGGCAAGUACAGCAUGCAGAUCUUCAACAUUCACAACUACGACCUCAAGCCGCACGAGUUCUCUGCAGUACAGCGCACCUGGUCCAGUGGCCUGGCGCGGGCGCGUCGCGACUCGUUACACCGCAUCUUCCUGGGAGUCGGUGACUUCAACAUAGCUGCCCGCCCGCCAGUCAGUCAACGAGCACCCACAGACACCACUGCUUGGCGCCUCCGACCUGAUCACCGUUGCCAACUUCGGCAACCUGCGUGGCGCCGUCUAUUCGCUGCAGCUAUGGAGGUUGAGUCUCAGUGGCCGACCCACUACGACAAGUCCUGCAAGCAGCUGUCCACGAUCGACCGAAUCUUCUUGGGCAUCGACGCGCAUGCCAUGCUCUCCGUCUCGACGAUCCUUACCACUGCGAGGGACGCGAUGGAGCUUUCCGAGGAGGGCAUCAGCGACCACGCGCCCCUCGUCCUGCAGAUCACUGCCGCACGCCAUGUCCCACGAGACGAGCAGCCAAUCCCGACGCACCUCUUCAACCACAGGAAGUACCUUGAGACCUACACGCUCAUGCUGGACCACUGCGCCCUGGCUGGGGAAACGGCGGAAGGCCGUUGGAGAGCAGCGAAGCAGUGCAUGAAACUUGCAGCGCGACGCGUUCGUGAUGACCAGCUGCGGACCAAUUUCUCCCUACACGUCAAGGACUCCAUGGCUGAGACCUCGUACAUGGGCUUCAAGUCGGCGGCGCGUGCAGUCUGGCGACAGGACGCUGUCCUGGCAGGUAGGCCCCUCGAGUCCUGCCCUGCGCUGGCCGCCCACCUCCACGUUACCGACGGCACCGUGCACCUUGUGGACCCCCACAGCUUCGCCACCAACUUCGACGCCAUCGCCGAGCGGGUGCACUCCCUGCGCAGACAGGCGGCGGAGGCAGCAGCUCGGACGGCCAACGUGCGCGACAGCGCAGCCUGGCGGAGGGUUGAACGCAAGGCCGCCAGGCAUGCGCAGCUUUGGGUCCCGUGGCGGCGACGUAUGAUCCUUUCGGGCUUGCGCGUGGAUUCCGCACCGCGUGCUGCCAAGGACUCGAAGGUGGCUCAGCACGUGGUCUCUGACCCCGCGGGCAUGAAGGCGACUGUGGCGAACUACUGGGGUGAGAUCUUCGCGAAGGUGCCGAAUUCUGAACAGCUCAAGGCAUUGGACGCCUUCCUGGACAAGCACGCACCAAGGAACCCUGCGCCCAUCGCCACAUCAUCUACUUCACCCGAGCAGAAAGGCUUCACUGCUGAGCGGCGCUUCGUCGACCACAUCCCGUACUUGGACGCGGAAUGCCGUCGGGAGGGCCUUCUUCCUGACGCGGCGACCCGCCGCCCCAUGUUCCUGUCCUUCGACUUCCGUCAGGCCUUCCCCUCACUCUUCAGGGAAGUCAUCGAGAAGAUCCUCCCGCGCUUCGGGGUCCCGCUGGGCUUCCGCAACGUGGUCGCGGCGCUCUACAGCAACUGCCUCGCCUUCAGCUCCUUCCGCGCCGAGGGCACCUGUGCGGAGCUCGAGCCGCUGUUCGCGCUCCUGUGCGGCAUCAUGCAAGGAUGCCCGCUCUCUGGCACGGUCUGGCGCUUGGCCAUGGAUGCGCCCAUCCGCGCGCUACUGGCUGCGAUUGCUGAGCAUGGGUUCCUCACGGCUUGCGCCGACGAUCUCGGGAUGCUGAUCAAGAACGCUGUUGCCCUCCCUAGCAUCGACUACACCUUCGUCUCCAUAGAGCUUGCCUUCAACCUGCAGCUGGCGCUGCACAAGUGCGUGCUGGUCCCGCUGUGGGAGGAGCUCUCGGAGGACACACUGCUGAACGUUAAGUCUUUCCUCGCUAAGGAGGUCCCCCGCUGGCUGGGCUUCCGCGUCGACUCCACGGCCAAGUACCUGGGGACUCACCUGGGUCCAGGCGUCACGGACUUCGGCAUCUGGAAGGCUGCUGCGGGGAAAUGGUGGACCCGCUGCUGGGAGCUGGCGCGCACCGGCAUGGCCACCAGCCUUGCGGCCCGCGCGUACAACAUCAACGCGCUUCCGUGCCUGUCGUACCUCGCGCAGUUCUACUUCAUCGUGCCGGCCAUCUGGAAGGUCGAGUUCACCUCCAUGCACCGCCUGCUGCGGCUGCCGCCCUCGUCCAUGCGCAAGGCUGACAUCCUGUCGAUGAGCGCGUGGUGCGGCUCCCCGUCGCCGAUUGGCCUCUUCCCAUACACGCUCGCGGCGAUGAUGCGCUCGGCGGAGAACACGGUCCGCGGAUGGGAAGCCCACCUUCACCACCUUCAUGAAGCUGCCGUGGAACAUGUCCCACUGAUUGACGUGAUCAAGGGCAACUGGUCGCCGCCGUGGUGGCGGACGCGGAGGGCGAUCGUUCAGAACUACGCCAUGAUCACGGACGCUUACGGCCAGCUGGACAUACCCAGACCGACGCUCGACGUGCUCACGGUCCCGAUCCCGAGCAGGUACCUGAAGAUCGCGAAGUCGGCGAUGACCCUGGAGACGACGACGGCGGCAGCGGCCACCCCCACCAGGAAGCCCAAGCGCCAGGCCACGGCCGCCGCUUCGCUCCGUGGCUCGCUGUACCCCGAGGACCUGGUGGCCACCAUCCACCGGCGGCUGCGCAGGUGGCCUCCGCUGCGUAGCAAGCUGACGGAGGUCCGCCCUGCUUGGAUGUGGUCGUGGAUCCGCACCGCGGUCAACGGCUGGACGACAUCUCGUCGCAUGAGCGCCGUCAUCGACGCGCGUCAUUGCCUCUUCGGCUGCGACGAGGAGGACGCGCUCGAGCACUACGUCGUCUGCCCGAUCCUCAGGGCGAUGACUGCGGGCGACGCUGGAGCGGACUCCCUGGGCAACGGCGCCGAGCUCCUCGGCCUCGGCGACGAGCAGUACCACGCAAAGAGACCCAUCACGGAUUGCAUCUACGCGGUCGGCCUCAUGUGCCAGUGCUACCACAUCCAGAAGCACCGCAUGGACGUGGGCCUGGACGCUGGAGCUGACCAACGGGCUGGUGUGAGACUGGCCGCUCUGCACCGCAUGCAAGCAUAG